Hippocampus zosterae (dwarf seahorse) is the source of this 2202-nucleotide messenger RNA. RefSeq names its product N-alpha-acetyltransferase 40, NatD catalytic subunit (gene naa40). Gene Ontology annotation, molecular function: histone H4 acetyltransferase activity; protein N-terminal-serine acetyltransferase activity; histone H2A acetyltransferase activity. The record is from RefSeq and is a predicted model, not a curated record. The coding region runs from base 363 to 1082 and encodes 239 amino acids. Gene Ontology annotation, cellular component: nucleus. Lineage: Eukaryota; Metazoa; Chordata; Actinopteri; Syngnathiformes; Syngnathidae. The transcript is spliced from 8 exons.
GCAGCACGUGAACGCCUCGCGGUCGGUCGGCGGGGAGGGCGACGUAAAGAAAGGGCGAAAGCAACAUGGACCUGCAAUAAAAGCAAGCCCGCAUUUUUUGGCGUCCAUCCGACAAAAGGGAGCAAUCACAUUCCCAUCGUUAUAACUGAGCGCUGAUUUUUAUUUGCGAAUAGCUGUGCCCUGCUUUCACCGCCGGCCGGCCGGUACUGCAAUUCAGUUAGCCUCGUUAGCACGGAAGUCAUUGUCGUCCUCGGCGCUACCACGCUCGCUCGCACCACGGCGGCGACAAUCAGGCGCGCGGACACAAAAAAAAGGAGCGUUCACGGGGGCGGUGACGGAGCACACGACGCGGCCGAGGCGAGAUGGGGAGAAAAUCCAGCCGAGCGAAGGAGAAGAAAGCGCGGCGUCUGGAGGAAAGGGCGGCCAUGGACGCCGUCUGCGCUAAGGUGGACGCUGCCAAUAAGCUCGAUGACCCACUCGAUUCCUUCCCAGCCUUCAAGAAAUACGACAGGAACGGACUGAACUUGCAGAUCGAAUGCAAGCGAGUGACGGCCCUCAACCCGUUGUCGGUGGAGUGGGCUUUCGAACUCACGCGAGCCAACAUGCAGACACUCUAUGAGCAGAGCGAGUGGGGCUGGAAGGAACGCGAGAAAAGGGAGGAGAUGAACGACGAGAGGGCGUGGUACCUGUUGGCCCGCGACGUAGACUCCGCCCCCGUGGCCUUCUCCCACUUCCGAUUCGACGUGGAGUGCGGGGAGGAGGUGCUAUAUUGCUACGAGGUGCAGCUGGAGAGCAAAGUGCGGAGGAAAGGGCUCGGCAAAUUCCUCAUUCAGAUUUUACAGCUUAUCGCUAACAGUACGCAGAUGAAGAAAGUGAUGCUGACAGUUUUUAAACACAACCACGGGGCGUACCAGUUCUUCAGAGACGCUCUCCAGUUCGAGAUGGACGAGACCUCGCCGAGCAUGUCCGGUUGCUGCGGCGACGACUGCUCCUAUGAGAUUCUGAGCCGGCGGACCAAACACGGCGAAGCCUCGGUUGGUCACAGCCACGGCGGCGGCCACUGCGGUGGAUGCUGCCACUGAUCGUUUGGCCUCGAAAAGGCAGCGAGGGGCAAAGUGUAUGCGAAAGCUCGACCUGCCGCCUUUUUUUUCAUUACGGGCCACGGGUGGCGGUGUUUUUGGUUCCACGUCUCGAUGUUACGGAGUGACGUUUGAGUUUUUCUGCUGUAAAAGCGGCAUGCUGUGUGCGCUUCUGUUUGUUUCAUCCUUUCCCGUCAGCUCCUUCCUAUCCACGACGACAAGUGACUCGGCUCUCAUUGUCAUUGUAUCGAAGGUUAGAAGCCGCGGUCGCCGUCUCUUUCCAGGUGAGCCCCCGUGAAAAACAUGUUAUCUCAAAGUGAAUUCUGCCUCAUUGCGGCCCCACUGUAAAUGCACAUCCCGCCUUUUUGUUUUGUUUCGCACGUGCUCCAUGCCGGUUUAACAGAUGGAGCGAGCCUUCUUUCGAUGAGUGUAAAUCUGAAGUAUGACAAGUGUGCCACGGUUAUGCUGCUUUUGGAACAGCAGCUCUAUAGUAAAUCUUCAUUAGGCUAACGAAGCAGUUUCUUAGAUGUUCGCCAUUGGGAACAUGCGUCAUGAGUGGACUCAUUGCCAACAUGCCUUUUCACCCCCGCCCCCCCUAAAUCCCAGGCUUUCAUUUCUAUGAGCGAGAAGUAGUUAUUAUGUUUACAAAGCCUACAGGGUACAUGCAUUUGGAGUGAUCGUGUCAUUCCGUUUUAAUAACAAUCUGCUUUUAAGUUCAUGUCAAUAGUCGUAGUUGUAAUCAAAAAAACUGGACAUGCUCCUCUCAUGCCUUGAAAAUAUAAGUAGUGUUUGUAAAAUUUGACCACUGUUUGGUCCCUUGGCAGGUGAGCUGUCUAAAAAACAAUGUCACCAAUUUUAUGUACGACUCCUUUUUAGUUUUGGGAAAAUUGUUACAACUCUAUCCAUGUGUAUAUAACAUACAUGUGCUCUUACGGAUCCCAUGUUGAAGCGAAACACUUUUUGAAACAUGAAACCUUCACAUGAACUGACUUGAUUAGACCUGUAUGAGACUGAUGCUUACUGUGCAGUCGUUCACAAUAAUGAAAGGGAACACAGUCAUUCUGCCUUGUCAGUGUUUUCUUUGUAUGCUACACAUCCAAUAAAGUCGUUUCUCUUUUCGUAA